GCAAUCCUUCGUGCAACUUGUUGAGCGGAUGUUAUCGACCAGAAACACCAUCUCUAAAACAAAAUCACUUAUCAUAUUAGCAGCCAGACGUAACUUUAAGUAGAUAUAGUAACUUAAAUAAUUAUUAACAAAUAUGAAACAGUUGUCGUCGCUGUAGCGCUUGUUUUAUAUCGGGCCACUGCGCGAACAUUUUUUUAAUGUCAGUUCGCGCUUCUGCCGCUCGUUUGUUUUCCGAAAAAUGAAUCGAUUCAGUGAUAUUCUUCCGAUGUGGUUUUUCAUUAUGUGAAACGACUGGUUUUCGUUUUUCGCUCAGAAGACUGAAGUGCAAGUGAUAAACUCUACUAAACCAACCAUGAUGUUGCGAUGUGUCCUGACUAUCGCACUGCUCGCUUUAGUAACUGCUCGUCCUGAGCAAAACCGAAUCGAGCCAUGCCCUGGCACGCCUGAAAAGGGCCCUUGCAAUAGAAACAUUUUCAAAUGGGCCUUCGAUCACGAGAAAAGGGAAUGCAUCACAUUCAUUUGGGGCGGUUGCGCUGGAAAUGACAAGAAUAGAUUCGAAAGUGAGAAACAUUGCAUCGAGAAGUGUUUUCCUAGUUUAGAAAAGAAUGAGACUGCAGUUCAAAACGUAUCUGUGAUACCCAAGGAGAAAAGGGGACCGAAAUUAACGUUCCAGGAAACUGGGACUGAGAACACGUUUAUGUUCGCUCAAUCUAAUACGUUCAUCCAGAUUGACGGCGAUAUUAUACAAACGUUCCAGCUGAGAUUGUGCCGCCAGAUUUCCUUCCAAUUCCGCACAAGACUACCACAUGGUCUGCUGGUUUACCACAACGUUAAAGUACCAAAUGGCGUGUCCUUGCAACCAUACGCCCUGUAUAUUAUUGUACAACAGGGCCAAUUGAAAGUCGUUCACGUUUAUGGCAAGCAUUCCACGGCCCUGACCGUCGGCAGAGGCUUAAACAACGAUCAGUGGCACACAGUCACAGUUCGAAUUGAUGUCCAUGCGGCCAAACUCUUGGCGAUAGUCGACGAAUUGCGGGACGAAACAGACCUGAAAGGACUGGACACUGAAAGUAACUAUGGUGUUACUGCCAAUGUUACGUCGGUGAUUCUCAUUGGAGGGCUCAGCUCCGAAGAGCGGCUGCACGGAGUCAAAUACAUCAUAGAGUCCUUCGUCGGUUGCAUAAAAGAUGUGGUUUUAAGCACUGGCAAAUCGGCGUCCGAUUUGCUGCAGAUUUCCCCCCUAAUAGCCACGAAGCACGAAAACGUCCAAGAAGGCUGCAAGAAUAAGUGCCUAACAUCCGAUAAUCUUUGCUUCAAGGGCUCUAGAUGUAUGAACCACUACUACACUUACACUUGCGACUGUUUCGGAACCAGAUAUGAGGGAGAGUACUGUGAUAUUUAUACGGCCACUGUUCUCACCUUAAGAGGGUCAUCCUAUGUGUCCUACAGAGUGUAUGACUGGAAGGACCGCGUUCACUCAUCAGUCACCCGAUUUUCCAUGCUGUUCAAGACGAGAUUUGAUGACUCCGCUCUUCUUUACGCAGCAGGAGGAGAACAAGGAGUAGACCAUUACAUAGCAGCCUCAGUGUUCAACGGCUCCGUGCACAUCGUCAUGGACUUUGGGGAGAACAGUCCGGUAACCAUCGUGCUCGGUCAGACCCCGGACUUUAAGCUGCACGAAUGGAACAACUUGACUAUUUUCCACGAACACGAGAAAAUCCAUCUGAUUCUGAACGACGAAAUCAAGAGCCUGAACAUCACUGGAAAGCCUCUGCUCUAUAUUGAUCCAGAAAUUUAUAUUGGCGGCGGGCCGGAGCUUCAGAAGAAAACUGGCCUAAAGUCGAAAAACAACUUCGUCGGAUCACUCAAGUACGUGUUCUACAACGACAUCUCCAUCAUCUACGAGCUGAACAAGAACAACCCGAAGGUCCACUAUAUUGGGAUUUUGAGGCCCGAGUUCUACGAAAGCGACGUCCAGAUCAUCCCCAUCACUUUCCCAUUUUCAGCCAGUCACAUUUGGUGGCACAACGCUCACGUCGAUUCGCUGAGCCUAAGUUUCCACUUUAAGGCGAGCAGCAAUCUGAGCGUAAUCGCGUCCAGUGAAGCCCAAACAGGCCUCUACUGGGAAGUGCGAGUUGUGAACGACGAAGUUCGCUUUGAACUUCUGAACAGCGUCCAAAACACCACGCAUUUGAUCAGCGUGAAGAAAACUCCCGGCCAAUGGCAUUUCCUCAAUGUCACAUACAUUGGCGGGGAAAUCACGGUCAGCAUCGACCGAAAGGGCAAAACUGAAAAAAUCGGCGAUCUGAAAUUUGCAAUCGGCGACAAAAUCAAAAUCGCUGCGGGCUCGCGAAGCAACGCUGGAUUGGUUGGCUGCAUGAGGAACAUUGAGGUGAAUGGAGUCAGCUUGGAGCCCAGAAGCGUCUUGCAGACGGAGCGCGUGGUUGGGGAAGUGACCUUAGAUGACUGCAGAUUUGUGGAUGCUUGCCAGAGGCCGAACACUUGCGAGCAUGGAGGCAAAUGCUCAGUGAAGGAAAAUCGAUUGACCUGCGACUGCACCAACACAGGCUACAUCGGCACCAACUGCCACUUUGCCCUCUACAGAAAAACCUGCGAGGAACUGGCCCUUUUAGGAUACACCAAACCUGAUGUAUAUCUUAUCGAUAUUGAUGGCAACGGCAGGUUUCCCCCUGCUCACGUUCGCUGCGAAUUCCAGAGCAUCGAAGAAUCGACCAAGACCAUCGUCGAGCAUAAUUUGCCCAGUCAAAUGGACGUUCGCUCGCCAUCAGAGCAGGACUUCAGCUUCAGCAUAAAAUAUCGCGAAUUCAACGCAGAAAUGCUACAAGAACUGGUUUCCCACUCGCUUAACUGCAGCCAGUACAUCAAGUACGACUGCUUCAUGGCGCCUCUGGAGCUCCAUUCAACCACCUGGUUUAUUUCUUCUGCUAACCAAACGGUGGAUUUCAUCGGAGAUGUUAAAAGGGGGACUUGCCCCUGCUCCAUCGGGCGCCAGUGCGAAAACCCCACUCAAUGGUGCAACUGCGACGACGUGUCUGACGAUAAAUGGGACACUGAUGAUGGAUACUACACCACAGGGGACAGUUUGGGCAUCACUGAGAUGUACUUCCUCCAACAACCGGACUUGCCGCAAAACGCCCUGGGGAGGAUCACUUUAGGACCGCUUGAAUGUGUGGAAACUAAUACUCAAAGGUUCGUGGUAACCUUCACCACCAGUCAGUCAUAUAUCGAAGUGCCUGGCUGGAGAAAGGGAGAUCUGGCCUUCUCCUUCAGGACAACCGGGAAAAAAGCCAUUUUGCUGUAUCAGCCCCCCAUCCGGCCAAACUACCCCAGUUUUAUGAUUGCGCUUACAAGUGACUUCCAGCUAACGUUCAAUUUCACAUUGAACACCGGAGUGUCUAAGGAACUAGUAAUUGACUCCGUGCGAAGACUAAACGGCGGCGAAUGGCACAAACUGUGGAUCGACUACAACAAAUAUCAUGUCAGAUUUAUGAUCAACGAAGACUAUCAAAUGGUAGAUCUGAAAUCCGAAGAGGAAUUUGGGCCCUUUGAAGGGUCCAUGUUCAUUGGAGGAGCCCCAUUCGACCUGUUAGACCCCAGAUCGUCGGUCCAUCAGGGUCUAAUCGGCUGUUUCCGCGGCUUGGUGGUAAAUGAGGAAAUCCUGGACAUUUACAGUUACAUGAGCGUGCAUUUGAGCGAAAUCAUUAAAGAUUGCAAACCGUCCUGCGUGCCAAAUCCCUGUAAAAAUGGCGCUCAAUGCAAAGAGCUGUGGAGUACUUUUGAAUGCGUCUGCCCCAAUCCUUGGGCUUAUAAAGGACAGUAUUGCGAGACAAAUAUAAAUACUAACGCCGUUACCUUCACGCACAGCGAAUCGUACAUCCACAAGAACUACUUCAACAACGACACUGAAGAGGAGAAAACCAUUUUGAGCGACAUUUUCAAAAAGCGAAUUCUCGUUAAUUUGCGCACGUAUGACAACUACUCCCUAGUAUUCUACGCCAAUGACCAUCUGAAUAACUUCGUGCAUCUGCAUAUUGUGGAAGGGACAAAAGUGGAAUAUCUGUUCAACCACGACAAUCAAAUUUACAACAUCACCGUGCCGUACAAGGAGUUGAACAUUAGCAUGUCCGUUCAAAUCGCUAUCGUCCGCGAAGAGAAUCUUACCACGAUGUUCGUGAAUGACCAAAACAACUCCAUUCCAAUUGGGGUGAAACUGCUGGACGUUUACGCUAACAAGCCGUGGUCUAACCCGGACAAAGAGGUUUUAGCCCCACAACGUCCCCCUGCCUCGCCUACGGAGUAUUUCCAGUUGAACAUUGGCGGGUACGACCCGGAAACCCUCCUAAGAGUUAACGAUGACUUCCCUCUUCUACCAGGCUACGUCGGGUGCUUUAGAGGCUUCCAGAUCCACGACACGCUCAUCGAUCUACCGCCAAAAAUCAACAGCACAAUUAAAGGUAGUUAAAGAAAGACGAAUUGUUCUGGAUAUCUUCUGAGUCACUUCCCUACAGGCGUUAUCCCCAACUGCAACAUGAAAUGUGACGAAGAGCCAUGUAAAAACGGAGGAAUUUGCAUCGAGGAAUUCCGCAACUUGGAGCACACUUGCAACUGCGAGCACACGAGUUACUAUGGGGAGUUCUGCAAUGAGGAGAAAGGGGCGGAUUUCAACGGAGAGGCCAUCCUGAGCAGGGUUUUCGUCUUGAAUGACACUGUAGACGACGUGAAGAUAAAAGUGGCCUUUUCCAGCCAGGAUGUUAGGCAAAAGAACACCAUCCUGCUGCUCCUCCAAACCGAAAACAAUCGAAGCUACUAUUUGCUAGUGGGGUUGAGUACCGAAGGCUUCCUAAUAGUCCAAGAGGAUAGAGAAGGAGCAGUCUUUUCAGCCACUGUGAGCAAGAAAAGCUUCAUCAACGGCGCCAGACAUUCGAUUUACUACAAAAGAACGUUCAACGACUCCGAGUUGUACGUGGACAAAGAGCUGACGCAAAUGGAGCAAAUCCCUGCACAAACGUUCACCAACAUACCAGAACUGGGCGCCAAUGAAGUGCACAUCGGCGGCCAAGAAACCAACGAUCCGCGAUUUGCAAUUUUCAAAAAGUUCAGCGGAUGCCUUUCAAAUAUUCUAAUCGCUGUUAACGGGCAUGUGAUGAAGCCCUUGGAGGAAUACAUGCUGUUCACCAAAAAUGGAGCCGAAAAGGUCAAUGUGUCCAACUCUCAUGGAGUGCGAAGCGCCCAAUGUAGCGCAGACUUUGACGUGGUUCAUGAAAAAUCUCCGGGAACUCCCAAUCUAAACAUCAGCCAGGGCAAAGACAAAACUUGGGUUCAAGACGCCCCGCAACGAGUUCUUUACACCCACUCCUAUGCGGCAGAUUCGGUGGAAGAAAACAACUUGGAACACCUGAUAAUAAUUGUUUUGGCCGCGUUCUUCCUCCUGAUCUUGAUCUGUAUUAUCUACGACGUUUACAGGACCAAUAAGAAAUACAAGCAGAAGAAGGAGUUUGAAACAGAUGCCAGUAUCCUGCUGUCGAAGAAACAGGCCGCUAUUAUGCUGCAGGAAAACAACAAGCCCGUCCAGCCCUUGCAGCUGCGGCCGAAGGCUUCCGACCUGGAAAUCAUCAAACCGCCGCAGCUAAAUGGAAACAUGCUCACAGAAAAACCCAAUGGAAACAGCAACGGAACUAAACCUGUUGAACAGGCAGCUCCUGUUCCAGAAGAACAAGUCUUGCUGCCGUUGAAGCGCGCGGACAGCAAACGGGAGAAACAGAAACGAAUCAGCUUUAGAGAUAGCGCAAGCGAGCUGGCCUGGGAUACUCCCGAUGAAAGCGCGGAAAUGCUUAGUCCAAUGCUGGAAGAGGAUGAAGACAGUGCGAGUGACGAAAACGACGAUCUACCAAGCGCUGUAAGUAGCACUGGCAACCUUCUAAGCAUGGCUCCGAUAAGCUCGAUAAGUGAAGUGACUCUUGCUGAUAGAAGAUCUAUGAUUCUAAAGAACGACGCUUUGAAUAGUUCAACACCCCCCCUGGGUAAGAAAGCACUGGAAACAGAUCAAAGUCCAGGGCCUCAGUCGCCUCAACCGCCAAAAGUGCCUCCUCGCAAGUUUCCACGGAGAAAACCCUCAAUCAACCCGGCGCCUCUAAUUGGAGGUGACCACUUGAGGACCUACGAUAACCCGAUCAGUUACUUGGGAGGACCAAAGCUCCCCAGCAGGAACAGAUGGAGUAUUGAAAGCGUGCUGUCUUUAGAUUGAGCUUUACUACUACCCACAUGAACAGUAUUGAUCUCCAAGGGGCGGACGCUACUAAAGCCCAAAGAACUCAGUACUUAUAGUAAACUGUAAGGUUUCUUCUUGAAUUUAAAAUGGAUAUCAAGUACCUGUCCAAAAUUAGCGAAAUAUAAUGUACAUACAUAUACAA
Molecule: messenger RNA, 6431 nt
Organism: Dendroctonus ponderosae (mountain pine beetle)
Lineage: Eukaryota; Metazoa; Arthropoda; Insecta; Coleoptera; Curculionidae
Product: contactin-associated protein-like 5
Exons: 30
Molecular function (GO): serine-type endopeptidase inhibitor activity
Source: RefSeq, a predicted model, not a curated record